This is a messenger RNA of Seminavis robusta, 1891 nucleotides long. NCBI's taxonomy places the organism in Eukaryota, Bacillariophyta, Bacillariophyceae, Naviculales, Naviculaceae. The record is from the annotation of a GenBank genome assembly.
CGAAUCGGAUAAAUCGUCACUGAGUCCAGUCAUGAAUUAAACAUCAGCGUAUCUUAUCUUCAAAGCAAAAGAUAUCGAGAAUCGAGAACCACCGUCUUCCGCACAGCAUGGCUCGAUGGCUUGAUGGUCACUUCCACAAAGACUGUCACUUGUAGCCACCACAAGCCAACAACUCCCUUUUAGUAGGAUUGAAGCGAGCUGAAGCCUCUUAUACUACACACAUAUCUCUAUUGAUCUGCUCUACUUUAAUUGAUUACCAUGCCCAAGAUAUCUCGCGGGAAGAAAAAGGCGCCCAAGCCCUUUUGGCAGAGCGGUUCCUUUAUUUUCUGCGCCUCGGUGGUAGUGCUGAGCAUCAUCCUGACGUUGGAGCCUGUGGCAGUUAUGGUGGAUGACUAUUUUGGCACUACGACGAGUAACCGAGCGUUGCAGCAGCAGCACCGCCGAUUGGGUGGCAUGAACGAAGCUGCCGAACGCCACUGCCAGGAAAACCCAGGGACUUGUACCGAAGCACCGGAAGAUAUCCAUACAUCCUUCCAGGUACAUCUCAUCAACAAGUCAGUCUAUCGAGCCGAUAUUCACUGGGAUAAUGACAGUACGGGUCAAGUGAUUUCCAAUAUCGAAGCCGGUGCCUCGCUCGAUUUGACCGUCUUUCCAGCCAACAAAUUCUUUAUCACUCGUCACGGAGUCAAGGAAGGACUGUUUGAUCCCCUGGCGAACAGACCACUCCGAUUUGAACCCACCAAAGUGGGACAGACGUUUGUCAUUCCCGAAAAUGCCGCUCCCUCGGACGAUAAGUGUAUUGAUCGAUUUGAUAAGGCUUGUCAAGACUAUGCCAAGGCGGGCAAGUGCUGGGAACAACCGGGAUGGAUGAUUGUACAUUGCUGUCAAAGCUGCAACGAAUACAGCCCAGAAUUGGACGCAGCCAGACUCAUUGACGGCUCGGUACGAUGCACCAAGGAAAAUAUGAAUAUCACCGAACCAGUCUGGAAACCCGGUGAUCUCGACGCACUCUUUACCAAAUGGGCCAACGACCCAGAAUUCAAACAGUUCCAACCCAACGUGCUGUCCAGUCCCGACCAGUUUGAUGCCAAUGGCUUGCCGCAACCAUGGGUCAUUACCUUUGAUAACUUCUUCUCCCAAGAAGAAGCACAGGCAUUGAUUGAAGGAGGUCGCAUGGCAGGAUUCGAUCGUUCCACCAAUCAGGGAAAAACAAAUGAUCAAGGCGAAAUGGAAAUGGUCACCAGUACCACACGAACUUCCUCCAAUGCCUGGUGUAUCGGAGACUGUCAACAAUUGCCAGGAGUGCGGACCAUGACCAAACGCAUCGAACAAGUCACGGGGAUUGAAGAGAAGAACUACGAACCCUUUCAAGUACUGGAAUACCAAGACAAGCAGUUUUAUAAAAUGCAUCAUGACAGCGAAGGCCGUGAUCCCAAACCGCCGGGAAAUCGCAUUUUGACAUUCUUCUUGUACUUGUCCAACGUCGAAGAAGGUGGGGAGACACAAUUCAACAAGUUGGGCAUUUAUGUCAAACCCAAACUAGGACGAGCGUUAGUGUGGCCAUCCGUUCGCAACGAAUCGCCAGACUUUUGGGACGAUCGUAUGUAUCAUGAAGCCAUGCCUGUCGUUCGUGGAGAAAAGUACGCUGCCAAUCAUUGGAUUCAUCUGAACGAUUACGAAGGACCCAACAGGUGGGGAUGCACGGGUAGUUUUGCCUAAGUUUCGUUUGAUGGAAAGUAGUUUGGACGCAUCAAUACAUCCAUGCACUCGCAAUACACACAAAAAACGUGGUCAAAAUAUCACAGAUAACUUACAUAGUAGGCUACGCACAGAGUUAGAUUACAUUACCGGAAGAAAAUGCGUGAAGUCAAUUGAAAUGAAAACUGGCAGA